Messenger RNA from Effrenium voratum, 3152 nucleotides. The record is from the annotation of a GenBank genome assembly. Lineage: Eukaryota; Dinophyceae; Suessiales; Symbiodiniaceae.
AAGUCGCGUUCAGCUCCAAGGCGCCGUGGCGCACGGCGCCUGUCACUCGACUCGACUCAUGGAGCGACUGAGGGGAUGCGCCGUGCCGAGCGUGCCGCGCGUGCCGCGCGUGCCGCGCGUGCCGCGCGUGAGGGCAGCUGGCGUCGGGCCUUGGGCCUGGUGGCUGGGGCGCGCCAAGAGGAUCUUCGGCUCAGCGCUGUCAGCUUCAAAGCCACAUGCGUGCGAAGCAGCUGGCGGCAUGCCUUGCAGUCGCUAGACCUGGAGCAUUUUGACAUAGUAUUUGCAAACAUUGGGAUCUCUGCAGUUGGCAAAUCCAGAUGGCCAUUUGCUUUGGCUUUGAUCACGGGCAUUCGAGAUCGGGAGCUGGUUCCUGAUGUGGUCAGCUUCAACAGUGCAGCAUCUGGCUGCCAAGCAAAGUGGGAGCUGUCUUGCUUUCUGCAGUCGAUGUCGCCACGCAAGGACACGGUUGGUCACAAUGCUGUGAACAUAGCACUCGCCAGGGCAUGGCAGUGGCAGAGCAGCCUGUGCAUGGUUCACUUGAUGCCAGUCCUGCGACUGCAGCCGAACAUUCGGUGCUUGACAGGGGCGCUCAGCGCCUGUGAGCAGGCAAGCCUUUGGAAACGGGGCCUAUCUUUGGAAGUUUGGAGCCUGAGAAUGGAGCCCGACACGAUGUUCUGGAGCACUCUGCUGAGUUCCUGCGGCAAGGCUUCGCAGUGGCAGUUGGCCCUUGCCAUGUUGGCGAAAGCGUCGGCCCCCGAUGCGGUGCUGUACGCCACUGCCAUCAGCGCCGUCAACGCCGCCCGGAGCGACGGGAACGCCAACGGGACCGCCCGGGAUGCCGAGCUGAGCUCCGAGCUGAGCUCGGAGGGGUCGAGCUCGUCGAGCUCGUGGGAGGCGGCAGUGGCAGUGCUGGAGGACAUGAAGCGAACCGCGGUGCAGGUCACGGCGUCGGUGUUUCAGCUGGUGAUCCACAGUUGUCGCCCUCGGUGGCAGCUGCCAAUGCUCUUCCUGCAGGACAUGCAAACGCGGGUGGCGCUAGAUCAGGCGAGCCUCAAUGCAGCAAUUAGUGGCGCAGAUGCAGAAAACUGGGACAAGGCCCUGAUGUUGGCCGCGCGUUCCCAGAGCCGACUUGACCUCAUUGGAUCCAAUUCGGCGAUCUCUUCCUGCAGGGAGCGGUGGGAAGUGGCAGGCGAGUUGCUGUUCCAGCAGUCCAUCCACAACAUUGAGGCAGACGAGCUGAGCCUGAAUUCGAUGUUGGCCAGUUGUGCCAGUUGUGCGGUGUGGGCCGUGGCGGCGUCCACUUUGUCGACCAUGACCAUGAAUGUGCAGAAGGCUGUGCAGGCCAGCGAGUUCAGCCACAAUCUGGUCCUGAGUGUCCUGAGUGCCAGCGACAAAUGCUGGCGACCUGCUCUUGCAGGUUUUCAUGGGAUGCGCGCUCGGCAGCUGCGCCAAAACAGCAUCACUUUCAAUUCAGCCAUCACCUGCUGCGAAAGAGCGGGACAUUGGCAGCUAGCGUUGGAUAUUUUGCAGGAUAUCAGGCUUGCACCUGGCACAAUCACAUACAGCGCCGCAAUAAGUGCUUGUGAGAAGGGAGCCCAGUGGCAAAUGGCUUUGGAAUUACUACGGGUGAUGCAUUCGAGGUCUGUAAGGGCGAAUGUGAUCAGCUACAAUGCGGCAAUCAGUGCCUGUGAGAAGUGCAGUGAGUGGCAGCGCAGCAUAUGUCUUCUUUUCAUCAUGGGCCAAUUGAGUCUUCACCCGAAUGAGGUAACCUUCAAUGCCGUUAUCGGUGCAUGCCGCCGAGGAGUCAGUGAUGGACAUGCGUCCGGUCAUUUCCAGUCCAGUCAGCACACUGUUCAGAGCUACCUGGCUGAAGGCUGAAGCCGUAGUACCAGCACAACCCAGAAUGACGCAGUUUGAGAAGGGCAUUCAUCCCAUCUCAGCUGCUGAGAAUGGAUUUGAAAUAUAUAUAUAUAUAUUUGUGCGUGCGGCAUUCAUUGAUAUUUCCACUUCCUUCCCGGAUCGUCUCCGUGGCGUCGAAGAAAGGGAGGGGCUUCAAGACGUAGGACGAAAGCGACAUGUUGCAGAGAUCCCGCACCUUCGAGUCGGAAGGCUGAUACAUAGAAAGAACUAAUGUACAUAUUUCACUGAGUGGACUCUUGCAGGACAUGUAAGCGCCGUGCAGCGGUGCCUGUCCUCGAUCGUGAUCAGCUUUCCAAUGUUGAGGCUAGAAAUGAAGACCCUGCCAUUCUUGGGACAUCUUGUAACAUAGUGUGCAGUUGCAGAGCUGAACGGGGAAGAUGCAGCUCCCCCCCAGUCCUGAGUUUUUUUGUUAGCCAACGACUGGCUCACAGUUCACCUUGGAGAUUCACGUGACAGCGAGCUGUGCACGCUAUCUGCACUCACCUGCCUCGCAAUCUGCCUGCUUGAACUCCAGUUGGUUUGUGAUUGCGUUGUAUUUCCCAGCGUGAGUCAACUGUCUUGCUAUCUCGGCCGAACUCUUGAGGUGGAAGAUCAACUGCCAUGAGCCAGCUGCAUGCGAGAUUUGUUCGGAGUUCGUGACUCAUUCAGGGUAAAUCUUCCCCUCUCUCCGAAUGCGGAUUUCUUUAUGGCCUUUCGCAUCCUCAGAAAUCAGAGCGCAAGGAGUUCAAGCGACCCUUCAGCAGUGCCCGUCAGAAAGACCAGACUACUGCGCACCCCGUCAGAGAAACUCCAUUCCAGCCGCAUUUUUUUUUAAAUAUUAUUCCCGCACCUUGGAAUAUGCUGGUGUUGCAGGGCCCUUUCUUCAGCGCAAAAAGUGCUUGAGUUUGAGAGUUUGGGCAAGCUCGCACCAUGCGAGUGGCUUCUUUUGCAUGGGAGAGGUUGCUUAUCUAGAUUUGCUUGGCGAGGCAGGGUGCGGCUAGCGAUGCUCCUGAUUCUGGGGGUGUCGCCAGGCCCUUGUUUCGGCGUUUCCUAAUCCAGGCUGUUUUCAGCGAAAUAAUUGUCUAAGUUUUUGUGCUGAAACGCGCCGACAUCCAGGUCUGGUGGGCGAUGCUGAUGGGGGUGUUGCUGGACCCUGUUCUGGUCCAAGAUUCAAUGAGGUAUCGCAGCAUCAGGGGGUACUUCUUAGCACAAGUUAACAGGUGAAACUUGCAGCCGCUCUUUCCUGCUUCCGG